AUGGAGGGAGGCCUCCGCCAGCUGCAGCUGUUGCAUUGCUCCGGUGAGCAGAUGGUGUCAGAGGAGCUCUGUGGAAUCCCGAGCUCUGCAGGGACAGGGAAGGAGGGCCAACCCAGAGAAUACUACACUUUGGAUUCUAUCUUGUUCCUGCUCAAUAAUGUGCACCUUUCACAUCCUGUUUAUGUCCGCCGUGCUGCAACUGAAAACAUUCCUGUGGUAAGAAGACCUGAUAGGAAAGACUUGCUUGCAUACCUAAAUGGGGAAACAUCAACCUCCUCAAGUAUAGACAGAAGUGCUCCACUUGAAAUUGGUCUUCAACGGUCCACUCAAGUUAAAAGAGCAGCAGAUGAAAUAUUAGCAGAAGCAAAGAAACCAAGAAUAGAGGAUGAAGAGUGUGUGCGCCUUGACAAGGAGCGGUUGGCAGCUCGGUUGGAAGGACAUAAAGAAGGUAUCGUGCAAACGGAGCAGAUCAGGUCCUUGUCUGAAGCCAUGUCAGUGGAAAAAAUUGCUGCUAUCAAAGCAAAAAUCAUGGCAAAGAAAAGAUCCACUAUCAAAACUGAUCUGGAUGAUGACAUAACUGCUCUUAAACAGAGAAGUUUUGUUGAUGCUGAAGUGGAUGUAACCAGAGAUAUUGUCAGCAGGGAGAGAGUAUGGAGGACAAGAACUACAAUCUUACAAAGCACAGGCAAGAACUUUGCCAAGAAUAUUUUUGCGAUUCUUCAAUCAGUAAAAGCCAGAGAAGAAGGUCGAGCACCUGAGCAAAGACCUGCACCAAAUACUGCACCAACGGAUCCCACUUUACGAAAUAAGCAACCUAUUCCAGCUGCCUACAACAGAUACGAUCAGGAAAGAUUCAAAGGCAAAGAGGAAACGGAAGGCUUUAAAAUUGAUACCAUGGGCACCUAUCAUGGAAUGACUCUGAAGUCUGUAACGGUAAGCUAAAAGUCUUUUCUUAAAUAUGUUUUAUAGAAGUGAUCAUGUACUUAGAUAUCUAUCUAUCUUGUCAGCCUGGCCUAGGCUCUGGAAGGUCACUUUGGUUGACUAGCAGAAUUGAUGAAAGUUCUUCUCUGUGAAAAGAUAAAACAUGUUUUGAUUUGGUCUGCACAUUUUAGAGAUCUUUGCUGAAGGGAUUUGUCUGCAGUAAAAAGGUGUGCUGGGAAGGCUUCGCUGGCAGGUUCUUCUUGUGGAGGUGCAGCCUUUUUGUGUUCGACUAGAAGAUACCCAGAUUUUUGCUAGCCUUAUGUAUGUCUAUGAAGCACAUCUUUCAUAAUUGUAAGUGAUAAAACUAUACUCACAAAACUGAAGUAAUAAAACUAGGUUUUGGAGUAUCGCUCUGUUUCCUGCUCUGCGUUUAAUAAUAAAUUUGUUUAGUGGUGGAAGAAGUUGACCUCUGCAUUACUGUUGAAGCUUUCUAGCCUAGUGAGAUGGACUUCUUUGUAUGACUUUACAAUGCUGUCAGUGGGAAUUGCUACAUACAGAUAAGAAAGAGACACCCUCAAACAGAUUUCUUUUUUUUUUUUUUGGCCAAUAUUUGUCUGCUUUUUGAAUGCUCUCAAACAAAUGCUGUUUUGAUCUGCUAGUAAGCAGGACAGAUGCUACAAAACUAAUGUAGAGCCCUCAUUAAGGUUUUUGCCAUCUGCAUACCUAUAUGAAUCUGAUGAAUAGACAGCACUAAACACUCUCCUAAAUCCAUGCGCUACUUCUAGUUUGCACUCCUAAUUUUAACAUAAAAUAAUAUCUUGAAUGUAAAUCUCUUAAAAACAUUUAGAGUUUUUUCUUGUUUGAUAAAAGUUCUUGCCCAAGUCUUUCAUUCUCAACCUCCUCUGUACUUAAAAUACUUAAAAAAAAAAUAUGGAAGGGAGUAUUUUAAGGAAGGAAUCUACUUAGUUCUAUACAGUGUUGUUUCUAGAUUAAUUCAGAAAUUGAUUGGGUGAAGGAAGAAAAUAACCCAUUAUGUCCAAAGAUUUGUUCUACAACCUUGCAUGAAUUUAGGGCUGCUUUAUGAGGGAUCAGUGUUGUUAUACCAAACCUAGGUUUCUAUGGUAUAGUGUAUCUGUUUCAAGUGGUGAUGACUUGAAAUGACUUAGUAAAUAACUUAGUAAAUAGGUUCUGUUUAAAUUGUCCUGUGGGG
Messenger RNA from Aptenodytes forsteri (emperor penguin), 2131 nucleotides. Its product is annotated as parafibromin. The transcript is spliced from 10 exons. Gene Ontology annotation, molecular function: RNA polymerase II complex binding. Lineage: Eukaryota; Metazoa; Chordata; Aves; Sphenisciformes; Spheniscidae. Gene Ontology annotation, biological process: transcription elongation by RNA polymerase II; positive regulation of transcription elongation by RNA polymerase II. The record is from RefSeq and is a predicted model, not a curated record. Gene Ontology annotation, cellular component: Cdc73/Paf1 complex. Bases 1 to 942 code for a protein of 313 amino acids.